CCAAGCGCUUCUCAUGAACAAUGAGCUCCUUGAGUGCGGGCUUGGCUGGAAUGUGUCGUUUGCACUGAGAGCUCGCAGUUUGACACACGGUCUCGUUGCAAAAAGGUUCACGUUUCGUUGCUGGAUUUCUUUUUGAUUUUAUUGUUUUGAAGCUCGGUGCAUUUUUUUGCACGGGAGCUGUUCCUGGACACACGCUCCCCGUGUGUGUGUGUGAGUGUGAGUGAGAGGGGGUGAGAGUUGGAGCGGCGAUGGUUGGCAGCUUAAACCUGCAGGAGGUGACCGGUCCGCUAGUGGAGACCAAGCGGCUGGGAGAGAGGGUGCUGGACAGUCCCGACUCGGGGCUCCCACCCAGCCCCAGCCCCACGCCCAGCCUCUGGCUGCCUUCCCCGGGGAGCUCGGCCGACGGGCGGCUGCUGGAGCAAGACGACCACGGAUUCCCCACCGCAAGACAGCAGCGACACUCGGAUCCUUUGAUUAACUCCCCUUUCCAGAUCGCUGGCUUUGGGCCAAGACUUCACCCGCUGUCGUUUGGAGAAGGUGUAGAAGUUGACCCUCUGCCUCCCAAGGAGAUCAGGUACACCUCCUCGGUGAAGUACGACUCCGACCGGCACUACAUCGACAACGUGUUCCUGCAACACCUCUUGGGCGUUGGCUCUUGCAGCCAGAACGUGGUGUGCUGUCCCGACUGCACAGGGCGCAACUACAAGACGGAGGCUGAAAGUUACGAGAUGCAGCGCAUACCGCAGCGCUUCCUCAGGCGCCCGUCAUCGUGUAACCCCAAGUACGCCAAGACUGUCUACACCACCACUGUGGAUUCCAACUGCAGAAAGGCCGUGCGCCGCUUUCUAUCCAGCGUGGAACCGAUAGUGACCGGACUGCAUUAA
Leucoraja erinaceus (little skate) is the source of this 884-nucleotide messenger RNA. It is a transcript of the gene rflnb, whose product is annotated as refilin B. NCBI's taxonomy places the organism in Eukaryota, Metazoa, Chordata, Chondrichthyes, Rajiformes, Rajidae. Gene Ontology annotation, biological process: negative regulation of bone mineralization involved in bone maturation; skeletal system morphogenesis; actin filament bundle organization. The record is from RefSeq and is a predicted model, not a curated record. Gene Ontology annotation, molecular function: filamin binding. Gene Ontology annotation, cellular component: actin filament bundle.